AUGGCUCAACCAAUCAAUCCACCUGUUCCAUUGACCCCUCCUAAUUCCUCAAACAACCCGGUCGAUCAUCCCCAAUCCGUUCGCCGAGAAUCAACUCGUCUUCGUACUCCUAGCUUACGGCCAGGGUUCAUCUCCACCCAAGGCGAUUCUUGCCGUGCUCUAGUCCCCAGCAGUCCCGCUAUUUCCACCAAUCGGUCCCAGGUCCAAGCUCAAAAAAAGAAGAAGAAUGUUGUAAAUAUUGUUGAAGAUGAUGGAGAAUCCGAUUCCGAUACAAAUUUCCCACCAAACAGCCGAUCAAAAAGCCCAACAAACCUGUUGGCAGGAACCAAGCAAGUUGCCAGCCGUACUGGGAUUGAAGUCAUCAUUGAUCAUGCUCAAGAUUCGGAUUUAGAAAAUGAAAGGCACACCAAAACCCGUAAAAAGAAGGAUCCAACUAAAGAUAAAGACGGUUUCGAUCAUGCUCGGCUCUUCUUUUAUUUCCCAGGUAGUGGUCCAAAGCAGAAUCCCAACGGCACUGCCUGGGCCUGUCGAUGGUGCCCAAAUGAAUUCAAAGCCUCUGGAGGAUCUUAUUACAACCUCAAGUCUCACCGGGAUGGAGCGAACAUCAAGGGCUCACUACGAUCUGCUUGCCCCGGUCGCGGCAAAGCCAUCAAAGAGGGAGCCCACCUUCCUCCCACUGCCGCUGAAGAAAAAAAAACACGAGCCGCUGGAGAGGGAACCCUGCUUGCAUUGUGGUCAUUAUUCCUGUGUAUGAAGGAAGAAAAUUCAAAAUUUUAUUAUUUAUCAAUGAAGGACUCAAGAUAUGGACAAAUGGACGUCAGAAAUGCAAUCUACGGCCAAUUUAACCCCUAG
This is a messenger RNA of Puccinia graminis f. sp. tritici CRL 75-36-700-3, 852 nucleotides long. RefSeq lists its product as uncharacterized. The transcript is spliced from 2 exons. The record is from RefSeq and is a predicted model, not a curated record. NCBI's taxonomy places the organism in Eukaryota, Fungi, Basidiomycota, Pucciniomycetes, Pucciniales, Pucciniaceae. The coding region runs from base 1 to 852 and encodes 283 amino acids.